Molecule: messenger RNA, 1617 nt
Organism: Colletotrichum spaethianum
Lineage: Eukaryota; Fungi; Ascomycota; Sordariomycetes; Glomerellales; Glomerellaceae
Product: WW domain-containing oxidoreductase
Exons: 3
Coding region: 1-1617 (538 amino acids)
Biological process (GO): response to reactive oxygen species; cellular response to oxidative stress; hydrogen peroxide catabolic process
Molecular function (GO): peroxidase activity; heme binding
Source: RefSeq, a predicted model, not a curated record
AUGAAGCAGAGCAUCUUCGCCGCGCUUGCUUUGGCAUCGCUUGUUGCUACGGAGUACGUCUGGCCAUCGUCUUACGAUGAGAUCGAGGAUCAUCUGUCUCUGCAGAGCGGAUACCUGCGCAGGGGCUUCAUCGAUGGUGUGAUCAAUUGUGGUUUCGGUACCAACACCCCGAGUCGCCAAAACUCGGCCGAAUGGAUCCGGGCUGCAUUUCAUGAUAUGGCUACUCACAAUGUUGCUACCGGCACUGGAGGUCUCGAUGCCUCCAUCUUCUUCGAACUGGAUCGUCCAGAGAACCCUGGGAGCGCAUUCAACAACACCUUCGCCUUUUUCAGUAGCUUCCACUCGAUCCGCGCGUCUGCAUCUGACCUGUUGGCAAUGAGCGUUCUUGUGGCCAGCUUCAGUUGCGGUGGUACCAAAAUGCCCUUCCGAGCUGGUCGCAUCGACGCCCAAGAAGCCGGUCCUGCAGGUGUCCCGGAGCCCCAGACCGAUCUGGAGACUACCCAAAAUACAUUUACCAAGGCGGGAUUUAAUACAAGCGAUAUGAUUGCCAUGGUCGCCUGCGGCCAUACUUUGGGAGGCGUGCACAGCGUCGAUUUCCCCGAAAUCGUCGGCGUCGAGGCGGAUCCAAACAACGACACCGUUGCGCACUUUGAUAGCGAGUUUGCCAAAUUCGAUCAUGGUGUCGUGACCGAAUAUCUUGACGGCACUACCAAGAACCCUUUAGUGACCGGCGGCAACGACACGCUCAACUCGGAUAAGCGAAUCUUUUCUGCGGAUGGAAACAAGACGAUGCAGGCAAUGGCCGACCCCGCUGCCUUCCAGGCUAUUUGCGCCGAUGUCUUCACUCGCAUGAUAGACACCGUGCCCGGGAGUGUCAAACUGAGCGAACCGAUCGUUGGCACAGACAUCAAGCCGUACAUCCAGGGACUAUUCCUUAAGGACGACGGCAACAUCUCGUUUAGCGGACAAAUUCGCAUUCGUACAUCUGCUGACACCGGUCGGGACCCUGAAGACCUUUCCGUUCAAUUGACUUACUCUGACCGCAACGGCGAUGGGUCGAACAUCAUCAUGUCUCGGAAGGCGACCUUCUCAGGUGGCUCUGCAUCCGGUCUCUGGGGAGAAACGUUCCAUUUCUGGGAGUUCGACAGCACCAUCAGCCCCGACAUUGGCAUCAGCAAGUUCCACAUCCAUGUCACGAAGACGUCAACCAACGAGACGAUCACCUACGAUAACGCCGGUAUCGGGUACCCGAUGAGCGAUGUGAUCCUUUACCAGAAGUCGCAAUCCUGUCUUGGGAAUCCAGUCGGCGGGAAGAUGCCGCUCACCAUCAAGGCACUUGUCCGCAAGGACUGCGUGCCUACCACAGCUGAUGGGUUGACGCUUGAUCUUGUUCGAGAGAUCCGCAGGCAAGGAGUGAUUGUUCCGAAGUUGGAAGUUGAAAGUGUCAACUUUCAGUCUACUGGAGAGAACAGAGGUCAAUGGUCUGUCUACACGGCCAAUGUUGACCUCGACACAUCAGGGUGGAGCACUACCUUUGACAUUAGGCUACACGGAGAUAACCCUGUCGAGGUUGCAUUCCAGAAGACAACCCCCUUGGGAUCAAAUGUUUGCAGUUGA